This is a messenger RNA of Electrophorus electricus (electric eel), 1393 nucleotides long. Its product is annotated as chemokine-like protein TAFA-2. Gene Ontology annotation, molecular function: receptor ligand activity. The record is from RefSeq and is a predicted model, not a curated record. Lineage: Eukaryota; Metazoa; Chordata; Actinopteri; Gymnotiformes; Gymnotidae.
UAACGCUCUGGAGAAUGGGGCGUUCGCACGCAAGUAUUUAGCCUCCGACUGAGCAGAUUAUAAUUAUGAGAUUUUUGACUCCAAUAGCAAUGUGCCACUAGUUUAAAGUUCUCGUUUCUCCCUGCGUCAAAUUCAGAGUUGCUUGGUUGGUUGGUUGGUUUUCUUUCUAGUACGCUUACUUUAGCCUACAUAUUAGUCGUGCGAACAUCAAGUGGAAUUUAUUCGUGUUCAGUCUGCACGUUUGUGCUGUCCUAGGACGUCUGGAUAAAACGAAUGUUCGGACGGAGAUCGUCAUCUCAACACAAUAAUGCAACUCUGACCGAUCUGAUGCGAUCAGACUAUGCUGAUUUCGCAGCCGAAAACUGGCCGAGUGUUGGUCGACCAGAUGGAUUAGGCGACGGAGCGCCCCGCUGAAAGCCAAGGAGCGCACGUGAGCGGCGCAGCAGGAUGAUUAAUAAACACAAGCAGAAGGGUUUUACACAGGUUCUACUGCUCAUCUGCAUGGUCACAGUGCUGUUACCACUGACACAUACUGCAGGACACAACGUGGUUAGCCAUGUCAGGACCGGAACGUGUGAGGUCGUAGCAUUACACCGAUGCUGUAACAAGAACAAGAUUGAGGUGCGCUCUCAAACUGUCAAAUGCUCCUGCUUUCCAGGGCAAGUGGCUGGAACUACCCGAGCAGCACCCUCCUGUGUUGAUGCCUCCAUAGUGGAGCAGAAGUGGUGGUGUCAGAUGCAUCCAUGUCUGGAUGGAGAGGAGUGUAAGGUUCUACCUGAUCUUACUGGCUGGAGUUGUGCCAUAGGGAACAAAAUCAAGACCACAAAGAUAUCCCCAGACCGCGACCAGAUUUGGUAACCCCUGGAAACCAGAUACAGGUUAACCAAGAUUGCAGUCUUGAUCAAAAUGAAGUUUUGAAUCAGCCCAUCUUUUGCAAGUAACAACCUGAAGAUGAGUUUUCCCUGCAAAACGAACUCUGGACUGCACCAAGCACAUUUCAAUGCUACUAUGUAUUUUGUCCCUUCAUACUUGUAAAGCUUGUAGUGGAUUACAGAAGUCAGUAUUGCUUACCAUUUUGCUCAGUUUUGGCUUUCUAUGGCUAUUCUAUGGAUUAACAGCAUGACAGAAAAAUGAAAGUGUGGUACCCAUUUUGUUCCAGUUAUGAAAAAAUGUGAUUUAAUCUAUCUGAUUUACCAGAAAUGGCAAUUAGACUAAUGGUAAAAAGGAUUGUAUAGAGCUGAAAUAAUAUUUAUGAACUUUUUCUGUAGGCCAGAGGGCCUUCAUAUUCUGAUAUAAAUGUCCAUGUAACCCUAUGCUAUGUUAUUCAUUAAUGCAUAUGUAUUAAUUCUGUUAUAUUUAUCACAGUAUUAAGACAACUGUAGGUGUGUGUAUA